Strongylocentrotus purpuratus (purple sea urchin) is the source of this 2397-nucleotide messenger RNA. RefSeq names its product protein LMBR1L-like. NCBI's taxonomy places the organism in Eukaryota, Metazoa, Echinodermata, Echinoidea, Camarodonta, Strongylocentrotidae. The transcript is spliced from 11 exons. The record is from RefSeq and is a predicted model, not a curated record. Gene Ontology annotation, biological process: signal transduction. Gene Ontology annotation, molecular function: transmembrane signaling receptor activity. Bases 477 to 1988 code for a protein of 503 amino acids.
GUAGGCGUGAUCAUCUCCAGCAUGCAAACCUGUGUCUCGAGUCGAGUGUUGUAUAAGGCUGAGCUGAGCUGAGCUGAUGUUUAAUCCUGAUUCUUGUCGCUUGAAGUUCAACCAUUAAUUUUAGCUGAUUUGUGUACCAUACUCCUUAGUUUGCGAAAAUAGAGGAAGGAAUUUUUAUUAACUUUUUAUGUGAAUUUGCAUGGAAUGGAAGUCUUGAUGAAGAACAUCAACCGGCUGUAUCUAGACCUAUUAUUCAUCAUGUGAGGUGAUGCAUCUGCAGCAGUUUCAUUCUGAAGAAUCUAGAUCUAGCCCUAGGUCUAGAUCUACAGGAUUUUAUGUGCAUUAACCUACAUAGUUUUACAUCGGGACAAAACAAUUUGACUGAAAUAGUGAAGUGUGUUUGAAUGAGGAAAUCAGUCCACCACAGUGUACAGCCAUGUUGCUGUUAGUAGAGAGGGACUAAAACAAGUGCUAAAAUGGAAGUGGAACAACAAUGGGAUGCAAGGGAACAAGUCUUUCAUGAUGCAGUUAGAGAAUAUUUGAUUGACUUUCUGUUUUUUACCAUAUUGUACCUGUCAUCGUAUGCAGUGAUAUGUCGAUACAAGCGACGAACUGAUAGAGAGGAUUUGUACUCUGCUGAUGCAGAGGAUGCUAUGGUUUACAGCAUUGCUCUAUGGCUCUGUACCUUUACAAUGGCUGUAUCAGUUGGGACUGUUCUACUACUCCCUCUCUCUAUCAUCAGUAAUGAAGUUCUCCUAUGGAACCCUAAGAGCUUCUACAUCCAGUGGCUGAAUGGCUCUCUUAUUCAUGGUCUAUGGAACUUGAUCUUCCUGUUUUCCAAUUUGUGUCUUUUUGUGCUUCUGCCAUUUGCAUACUUUUUCACGGAAUCUGAGGGAUUUCCAGGCUCUAAAAAGGGCAUCAGAGGACGUGUGUAUGAGACAUUCAUGGUGUUACUAAUGCUGAGUAUUUUAGUCUUUGGUCUCGUAUGGGUGUUUAGUGCAUUACUGGAUGAUACAGACUCCAGCAGGGAAACGUUACAGAGAGUGUCCACAUCAUAUAUUCCAUAUCUGUAUUCAUGCAUGGCGCUGUUGGGAGUUCUCAUGUUACUCAUUUCAACACCUUUAGGCUUUGCCCGAUUAUUCUCUGUUAUUGGAAAACUGGUUGUGAAGCCACAAUUCAUGGAAAACAUUGAUGAGGAGUUUCACACAGCGAAGUUUGAGGAAGAAGAUAUUCUAAGAAAAAUACAAGUGGACCAAGAAUUAGCUAAUGGUCAUCUAUCACAGCUGCGAGAGCGUCUCUCGGAUGUGACUCGCGAGCGUAAGAUCCUGGAGCGGAGGCGGAGAGCUUCCUUCUUCCAGCGUAUCGUUGGUUAUCCACUGGUCUGGAUUCUGCUCUUCCUCCUCACUGUUCUCUCUCUGUGCAUGGUGGGAUGGAAUGUGGUGAGAUUACUCUUUGGGAUUGGAGCCUUGCCAGUCAACAUCACGGAGGCUGGCCUAGGGAAGGUGUCACUCUCGAGGUUAGGUGCUUUUGGUGCAUUGCUUGAAGUCUGUCUAAUUUUUUACCUAAUGCUUGCCUCUAUGGUUGGUCUGUAUGCAAUGCCCGUCUUCAGAAGACUGGUUCCUAAGAGGAGAGAUACACCCAUGACUAAACUCAUUGCUAACUGCCUUGUAGUACUCAUCUUGAGCUCAGCACUGCCAGUCUUAUCCAAAAUGCUCGGAAUCACAAAUUUUGACCUACUUGGUGAGUAUGGCAGAUUAAACUCACUCCACAAUUUUUACAUGGUGUUGGCCUACAACGCAACGUUUGGCGUAGCGACUUCGUCUUGCCUCGUCAACAAGUUCACAGCAUCGGUACGGAAUUACAUCGUUAACAACGUGCGAGUCUAUGUCUACAAGAUGCGCAGGACAACAAAACUGAGGCCGGCAUGGAACGCGGUUAAUGUCGUUGCAACGGCGAAUGGGACUGCGACAGGGAGCAAGAAUGACUGAAUAAAAAAAAAACUUCAGAUAUCCAUCCUGUGUACAUCCGUUCUACAGUACAUACUUCUUGCAAGUAUGUCAAGACCAGCUUGCAGAGGUCAGAGGUCAGAGGUUAUAGGUCAAGACUGUGUAGACCGCUUAACGGGUGUUGCGCCAGCCACCGUAGAGACUGUGCUUCAUGAAGGAUCACCAUUCACCCUGCAUGUAGCAGCAAGUGAUGUUCAUUCAAAGGCUGAAAACAGAAAAAGACUGUCACAACCAUAGCUGCAUCUGUCUGUGUUUUGGUUUGAUUGUGUUAUUAUCUUCAAUGUGUGUGAUUUUGAUGAAGUUUGUGAUCAUUAUUUUUGCCAAAGGUAUGUCUUUAUCGAUUUGAUUUGAUUAGGAUAGGUGCUGUGGACAUAAUACAGCUAUACAGAUU